AUGACAUAUUUUGUAAUAUCAAAACUAAAUAAUAUAAAAAGUUUAAAAUUUAAGAAAAUUUUAAAUUUUUAUGCUUCAAAUAAUUAUUGCAGCAGUAUAUUUGAUUUAAUAACAAAAAAGAAAUUAGAAUUAGAAAACAGAAAUGAUAGUUCAAUAGAACAAGAAUUACUUCAAAAUGAAAAAAAAGAAAAAGAAUAUUAUAACAAACUUUUAAAUGAUGGAGUCAAUAUAGAGAAUAAGAUUAAUAAUAGGAAAAACUUAAAUUAUUCUAGAAACAAAAAUAUGAUAGAAACAGAAGAUUUAAAGAUUUUAGAAAAUAAUGAAUUAAGUACAGAUGUUCCGGAAAAUUAUAUUUAUAACAAUAAAUUGUACAUCCUUAAGUAUAUAAAGCAUUUACAAAUGAAUGAUGAAAUAAGUAAAUAUAGAUUUAUAACUAAGUAUAUAAUUAAUAAUAUAACAAAAUUUUAUGAUAAUGAAUUACUAUUUAUACUAAAAGUAUUUUCAAUGAAAAAAUAUAAAAAUUUGCUUUUCCUACAGUGCACAAGUGAAUAUUUUUAUUGGUUAUGUAAAUUAAAUAAAAAUUCCCAAAAAAAUAUAUCAUACUAUUUAUAUUUUUGUAGUAUUUUAAAUUAUAUACCCACAAUCAAAUUUUUAGAAGAAUAUAUAAAAAUAUUUAAUUUCUAUGAAAAAGGAAUAAAAAAUAAUUUUUUUUUUUUUAAUAUGAUUGAAGAAGAAUCUAAUAUAUAUCACAAAAAUGUUGUUAAGUAUAUGAUUCAUGUAUUAUUUUUUUUAAAUAAGGCAAAUAUAAAAAAUGAUCUUUUUGAUACUUUAUUAUAUAUGUGUAGUUAUUAUGCAAGUGACUUAACAUUAAAAGGUACUUUUUUAUUAUUAAAAAUAAUUGUAAAUCUUGACAAUGAUAAAUAUAACUUGAAUACUUUUAAAAAUAUUCAUAAAAAUAUUGAAAGAAAUUUGGAAUUAUUGGAGCAACGUGAUUUUAAUAGAUAUUUAAUUAUUCUUUUAUGUAACAAUAUUAAUUUAGAUGAUACAUUUUUUAUUUUUAUAAAAAAUUAUGUGGAAAAAUAUCAAAUGAAUCUAUCAGUUAAUUCAGUUAUGUCAAUAUUAAAAAUAAAAAAAAGAGUAAAUUGUAGAGAUCCCGUAAUAUUAAAAAAACUUUUAAAUAUUAUAACAUAUAAUUUCUUUGAUUAUAAUUAUAGUAACAUUUUAUAUAUAUUAAAAAUAUUGUCUUUUUUUAAUUAUUUUAAUGAAAAAUUUUUUUAUUUCCUUUUCAGUAAGUUUGUUAAUUUAAAAAAUUAUAAUGCUGCUUUUAAUGAUAAAGAACAGAUAAAAAGAAAUGAUCAAAUUACUAUGCAAAACAAAAUUACGUCAAAUUUUACUAAUAGUAUAAAUUUAACCAAUAAUUUUAAAAUGGAUAGUAUAGAUACAUAUUUAAAUUUAAAAAAUGACAAUAGUGAUUCUUGUCGUAAAGUGGUUACAGAAAAAGUUGAUCUUAAUCAUUUGUGUAAGGAUCUUAUUGAUGAAAGAAUACAAGAAAAUAAUUUUUUUAAAUAUAGAGAUAAAAUAAUUUAUAAAAACAAUUUAAAAAAAAAAAUUUACAAUAAUGAUUAUAAAAAUUAUAAUUAUGAUUAUAACUGCUACAGCAAUUAUUAUAAUAAUGAAGAUAUUAAUAAUAUAAAUAGUAAUAAUUAUCAUAAUAAUAUUUUUAAUUCUUAUGAAGAUAAUACAUUUAAAAAUAUGAAUAAAUUUAAUAAUCAUAAGAAUAGAAAAUAUAUAGAAGAUCCAAAUAAUUUACACUAUCAAAUAGAAAAUAGUAGUAAAAAAAUAAAUGAACUGACUCAUUUACCUUUACAUUUAGAUGUUCAUAAAACAAAAAUGAAAAUAGAUAGUUCAAAUAUAAUUAAAAAUCAAAUAGAUAUAAAAUAUAAUCAAUUAAACGAAAUGUCUUAUGACUUAGAAUAUACUGAAAUGUUUAUUAACUUAUUUAUUUAUUUAGGAAAAUCUGGUUUCCGAAGUGUUGAUUCAUUAAAUAUUUUAUCUCAAAAAAUACAAUUUUAUUUAUGUAUGAGAAAUAGUUACGACAGUUAUAAUAAAAGAAAAGGACUAUUUAAAGAUUCAGAAACAAGAUUCUUAGGAUUUUAUGAUAAUAUAAAUAAUAUUAAAAAUAAUAUAAAUUUUAAUUUGGAAUUUCAAAGCAAGUCCUUAUUAGAUAAUAAAAAUAAUUUUUCCUUAAUUAAUAAUGAAGAUAAAUUAAAGGAAGUAGACAACAAGUCAAAACAGAUGAAUAGUGUGAUAAAUAAUAAAAAUUGUGGUAUGGCCAAUAAUAAUAAUAAUAACAUAAAUAAUAUUAAAAAUAAAAAUAAUAGUAAUGUUAAUAAUGGAAAGAAGGUAAAAGGAUUCUGCUUACAUUUCACUUAUGAUGAAAGUAAAAAAAUUAAUUUUAAAAAUAUAAAAAAAAAAAGAGAAUUAAUUUCAAAUAAAGAAAAAUUAAAUGAAAAUGAUUCUGACAGUAAAUAUACGAACGUAGAAAGUUUUAGAUUAAGUAAAAUUGAGAAUAAAAAUAAAAUAAAUCAUUUAAUUGUAGAAGAAGAACCAAAAAAAAAAAAAAAAAAAAAUAGUAUCAUAAUUAAAUUCUUUAACAAUUUUCAUCCUGCUUUAAUUCGUCUUCAUAAUCGUAAACUUUUUAGAAAAUAUUUUCAUAAUUCUUAUAGAAGCGAGAAAUACACAGAAAAAGCCUCUAAAAAGGAAAAGAUAAAUAAAGAGGAUAAAACAAAUUCAAGAAAUAUAAAAGAAAAAAAAGAUUUACGAUUAAAGAAAUACAAAAAAAUAAAAAAUUUAAGAAAUAAAUGCUUAAAAAGAUAUAAGUAUAUAUUUGAAAAUGAAUCUAACAUUGUAUUUAAUUACAUAAAUAAAAUAUAUCAAAAUGAUACAAAAAAAGGAGAAAAUGAUAUGUUAGAUAUGAUAGUAAAUAAUAAUGAAAUUCAUGUUGAUGAUUUCUUAUUUGUUAAUUAUAAUAUAUCUAUUAGUAAUAAGACAUUUUUAAAAAAGCAUAAUAAAUUUAUUGCAAAUAGUAAUAAUAUAACUCACGAAGAAUAUAUGAAAAAAAAAAGCACAACAAUAAUAAAAGAAUAUAAAAGAAAUGAUAUAAUUAAAUGGAUUUAUCGAUUCAAAAACAAUUAUAAUAUUUUUAAUAAUAACAAAAAUCUGAAUAUAAAUGAUAAUGAUAUUAAAAAAUUAAAUAUACACAUAAAUGAGUAUUAUAGUACUUCCAAUGAAAAAUUAAAAAUAAGUUUAAAGCAUAUUGCACUAAUAGCUUAUUCUUGCAGUAAUUUGUACUAUUUGGAUAAGAAAUUAAUAGACAUUUUAUUAUUCAAUGUAUGUAAAAUAAUAGAUACUUUUUAUUUAUCUCAAAAAAAAGAAUAUAAGAAUAAUUUGAAUGUUUCAAAAACAAACAGUUAUUAUUUGUAUAUAUUUGAGCACAUCUGGAAGUUCUUAAUUACAUGCUUGCAAAUGAAUUAUUUCAUAAGAAAUAUUUUAAAAAUUGACAAUAGAUACAGUACUGUUGAAAAACUAAUUAAAAUAUAUGCAAACUCGUAUUUUUUAUUUAAUUUUAAAAAUAUUAUUUACAUUCUUAAUUAUAUCAAUGGAGUUUUAUUGUUAAAAAAUUCCGAAUUGUCUUUUAUUGAUAAGUUUCUAAUAGGUUACUUUGAUAUUUCUAUUAUUAUAAAAAGUUUGUAUAUUUAUAAUAAAAAAUUAUUUUUAAUAAUGGAAAACAACUAUAAAAAUUUUACAAUUUCUAAUCUAAAUAAUUUUCACUAUUUUAUUUAUUAUAUAUCAAAACUUUAUUUAACUUAUUUAAAUAUUUUGAUAAAUAGCAGAAAUUCCCCUUCUAGAGAUUUAACAAAUUGCAUAAAAAGCAAUGAUCUAUAUAAAUAUUUGACAUGUAUAAACUUCUACAUGAUAUUUUCUUAUAUGUUUUAUACAAAAAUAAAUGAAAAAAUAAUCGAAAAUAAAAAAAUAUACUGUACUUGUUUUAGCUCUGACAUUAUUGAAAAUGAUGUAUUUGACAUUAAUUUUAUUUACAAUAAUGCUAUUGAAAAAAGUAAUAUUGAUAAUAUUCAGGAUAAUAAUGAUACACAAGAUAAAUGGAAUAAUAAAGUAAGAAACAAAAAAGGAGUUAAUUUAAUUAUUAUUUUAGCAACAGUUUUAAAAUUUAUUAAAUUAAUAAGAAAUCAAAAAAUUUUAACUGAAUCCGAAGAAAACGUCAAUUAUCUAUAUCAUGUUAUAAGAUUUUAUUACAUUUUUAAAAAAGUUUUUAGAAAUAAGAAUAUAAAUCAUAUUAAUGAAAAAAAUUAUCAAGAAGUUUUUCCAUUAUUUAUAAUUAAAAUAUUAAAUAAAAAACAAAUAAAUGAAAUCCAUUUAGAUAAAAUUUUUUUUUUUGACACUAAUAAAUAUACAACAAAGUCUUUUUUUUAUCAAAAAACAAUAAUUUAUAAUUAUUUUUCAUCUUUUUUUUUAAAAAAAAAAAAAUAA
Molecule: messenger RNA, 4548 nt
Organism: Plasmodium relictum
Lineage: Eukaryota; Apicomplexa; Aconoidasida; Haemosporida; Plasmodiidae
Product: conserved Plasmodium protein, unknown function
Exons: 2
Coding region: 1-4548 (1515 amino acids)
Source: RefSeq, a predicted model, not a curated record